Molecule: messenger RNA, 687 nt
Organism: Macrosiphum euphorbiae (potato aphid)
Lineage: Eukaryota; Metazoa; Arthropoda; Insecta; Hemiptera; Aphididae
Source: the annotation of a GenBank genome assembly
AUGGCAGAGCCUAAGUGUGAACAGUGGAUAGACAUAGCACAUAAAUAUUAUGAAAAAACUCAAUUUUCUAACUGUAUAGGGGCUGUUGAUGGGAAACAUAUAAGAUGUGUCAACCCUAAAAACUCUGGAUCAAUAUUUUUCAAUUACAAAAAAUAUCUUUCUAUAGUUCUCAUGGCAGUUGUAGACUCAGAAUAUUGUUUUAUUUCUAUUGAUGUCGGGGCAUAUGGAAGAGAAGGGGAUUCAACUGUUUUCAAAGAAAACAAUCCUCAACCUUUUGUACUUGUUGCUGACGAGGCAUUUGGACUACAUAAAAACCUACUUAGACCAUUUCCAGGACGUGGACUGGACCAAAAAAAAAGAACUUUCAACUAUAGAUUGUCAAGGGCACGGAGAUACGUUGUAUGUACGUUUGGAAUUUUGGCCAAUAAAUGGAGGGUUCUGCACACAGCAAUCAAUGUUGAACCUGAUUUUGGAGAUGUAAUUGUAAAAGCUUGUUGUGUACUUCACAAUUUUGUCAGGAGACGAGAUGGAUAUAAAUUUGAGGACACACUAUCUAAUACUUUAGAGGAAAUUGCAGUGAACAGAAAUGGAGUUGGGGCUCGUUCCCAAGGUAUUGGUGUUCGUAGCUACUUUUCAGAUUAUUUUAUGGAUGCAGGAUCAGUACCAUUUCAGUACAAGUUUGGAUAA